AUGUCGCCAACCCCCGAAGAAUCCAAUCAGAAUUCCGAGAAACAACCUCCCGCUGAAUUCUGGGAGCAGCCCCGCUUGCCUCGCCCUCCACCCACCAACGAGCAGAGAGCUGCCGCUCUUGCGCGCGUGCUUGAUCCGAAUGACCCUCUCUACCGCCCAAGUCAAGCGAAGAAUGUCGCCACCGUGAUUGAGCUUUAUCAAAACGGAACAAUCACGGUGAACGACGAGGUAUUCGUGGUCGACGGGCGUGUUGCCAGCCAAGAAGAGUGUAUUGCGGCCAAGAAGCCGUAUUUCUGCGAGCGUGGGAACCGUACCUCGCAGCAAUGUGUACAGAAGGCCAGCUAUGGACAUGGCCCUUACAUUCAUGGACACUAA
This is a messenger RNA of Penicillium roqueforti, 375 nucleotides long. RefSeq lists its product as uncharacterized. The record is from RefSeq and is a predicted model, not a curated record. The coding region runs from base 1 to 375 and encodes 124 amino acids. The transcript is spliced from 2 exons. NCBI's taxonomy places the organism in Eukaryota, Fungi, Ascomycota, Eurotiomycetes, Eurotiales, Aspergillaceae.